AUUCAACCUCCUUCAGUUUCCUCCGCGAAUUUUCUCUAUCUCCAAACACCAUCUUUACGAGAAAGAAGAAAGAAAAAUGGCUGAUCAGCUUACCGACGAACAGAUAUCUGAAUUCAAAGAGGCCUUUAGCCUAUUUGACAAGGACGGCGAUGGGUGCAUUACUACUAAGGAGCUGGGAACUGUAAUGCGAUCACUUGGCCAGAACCCUACUGAGGCAGAACUGCAAGAUAUGAUUAAUGAAGUUGAUGCCGAUGGGAAUGGGACCAUCGAUUUUCCUGAAUUCCUUAACCUGAUGGCAAGGAAGAUGAAGGAUACUGAUUCAGAAGAGGAACUCAAAGAGGCGUUCAGGGUGUUUGACAAGGACCAGAAUGGUUUCAUAUCCGCUGCGGAGCUUCGUCAUGUCAUGACAAAUCUUGGUGAGAAGCUUACAGAUGAGGAAGUUGAUGAGAUGAUCCGUGAAGCCGAUGUCGAUGGUGAUGGACAGAUAAACUAUGAGGAGUUCGUCAAAGUCAUGAUGGCCAAGUAAGAGUCUCCAUCUAACCAUAAUCGAGAUCUGAAACUGGUGAAGAUUGAAAAGAACAGGGCAGAUCAAUUUGCUAAGAUUUAUAUUUUUUCAGUAGGAUAUCUAUGUUUUUAUUGUACUAGUUUUUGGUUGUGGAUUUCGUGUUUACAUUUGCCCUGUUUUGUUCUUUAGUAUUAACCAUUUACAUUUGGUGUUCUUCCGAC
Molecule: messenger RNA, 726 nt
Organism: Hibiscus syriacus
Lineage: Eukaryota; Viridiplantae; Streptophyta; Magnoliopsida; Malvales; Malvaceae
Product: calmodulin
Exons: 2
Coding region: 77-526 (149 amino acids)
Molecular function (GO): enzyme regulator activity; calcium ion binding
Source: RefSeq, a predicted model, not a curated record